GGAAGGAGAGGGGGAACAACAGCAACAACAACGAAGAGGAGGAGACCACCACCACCCCCCUAACCACACGGAGCCGCUGCUACCCCAGCAAUGCGGGUCGCCAUGGAGCCGGCGACACCUUCAUCGUAACACGAAAAACACCACCGCCGCUAUGUAGCACUUUACUCUUUUUAUUUUUACAAAAUUACAGUCGCAAUCGUUACCCCGAACGGUAAUCGCUGGGGCAGGACGAGACGACGGAGAGAGAGAGAGAGGAGAGGGACGGGGGGAGGAGGAGGAGGUGGUGCCAUGGACGUGGUGCUGAGCGCGGCGUCUUCGGCGACGGGAGGCGUCUCCUGACGGCGGCUCGGGCUUCGGUGUCGUCGUCGUCGUCCUCCUCCUGUCGCUACCUGCCGGGUGUCCGUCCUCGUCUUGUCUAUCAGUCUAGGCUCGGUGUCGUCCUCCUCCUCCUCCUCCUCCGCCUGUCGCUACCUGCCGGGUGUCCGUCCUCGUCUGGUCGGCAUCGCCGUGGUGUCUGUGCUGGAGCGGCGUCCCGUCGUCUAUCAGGCGGUCACGAACGAUAAGGAGACACGGAUUUCUUCGUGGGACACAUCGCAGCGACACGCCAAGCCUGCUGCACCCAUCAGUUUUUCUGGGUUGCUUAUUCGACCUGGAUUAAUCAAGUGGUACAAAUCCUAUGCAAAACAGCGGUGCGUCCUGCACAAAUCCAAUCCGGGUUCCCUGCCGAUAACCGUUGUUGUGGAACACAGUGGACGCUCACGUACGCUGCGAACAGUGACCAUGAUGAAGGCAGACGCUGCAGCGAGCGAUGUAAUGAAGGUGCAGCAGGUGACGCAGCAGGUGCAGGUGGCACCACAGCUACGCAGCGCAUCUCCGCACCGGAUCGCCUACCGAGCCGAGUUCCAGGCACUCAAGCGGACCUUCAACCACACCGAGAUGGGCAGCCGCACCCCAGCAGGUAGCAGGGUUAAUCCCUUGGUGACAGUCGGAUCUGACCGAGCCGGCAAUGAGCGGGGUCUCUCGGCCUCAUCCUUGGCCACCGGACGACGAGACCGCAAGUACGGCACCAACGUGAGCCGCAUUAAGACCAUGCUGCUGCAAGGCAGCCAACAGGGCAACGAGGAUGGUGCAGAGCAGCAGCAGGGAUCCUCCAAGAGGAGCCAGCAGCAGCCCGUGUCUGUGAAACAGAAGGCGCGCCAGUUCACGGCGCCCCCACCAUCCCCGACGCGAGGUGGAGGAGGCUCCCCGGGCUGGCGAGAGGGACGGCUGCGGGAGAAGGUCGUACGCACGGCCCCCGAGGGACAGCAGACGGAGCACGACGGUGCGGCCAGCCUGUCGGGCCGCAUCACCGAGGUGCGCAAAAUCUUCGAGCGAAGUCUUCCGCGGCAGGGCAGCGACGACACGGGCCGGCCGUCCCCCCCGACGUCUUUCUUCUCCGCCUCGUCGUCCCUGCCCCGCAAAGAGCACAAGGGCUCUAGGGACAGCGUCCUGUCAGUGGGCAGCUGCAAGGGCAGCACAGAGUCUCUCGACAGCGUUCUCACCUGCAGUCCCUGCACGGAGUCUGCGGUGUCCCCCACUGUGAGCCAAUUGGCUGCCGUCUUUGAGCCGGGCAACAGCAGCUCAGUACGUGCUGUGGAGGCCUUGGUUAAUACGAUUCCGAGACGAGAUGAAGGCCAUUCGGUGGACAGUGACAGACCUGACGUAUUUGAUAAAGCCGGGGAAUUGUCUCAUCUUUCACGGAACAGCCUAGACGAGGUCCACAGUGGCAUGGAUUCUUCUGAUAAUCCCUGUCAGAAUCACAUCUCUGUGCAGAUCUCAGACAGGCUGGUGUUUCUUCCUGGAGUAGACCAGAAUGAAGUGGAGUCACAGCAGUUUGUCCCUUCCAAAGGCCAUGCCAAUAGCAUACUUCAGGUUAUAAAACUGGAGAACGCAAUACAAAAGAGCCCUCAGCAAGUUUCCCGGAAUAUUGAAGUUAACUGUGCACCAUCAUUGAAUAUAAAUGUGGAAUCUCAUGACCAGAAUAUUGCAGUUAUUCCAGAAGGAGAUGUCUUUAAAGCAGCAUUGGUCAAGUUACAAGGUGAUGUACCAGCAAUUGAACAUGACAGUUUGACGAGCACUGCACAACAUUCUGGAAAUGAGAAAGUCUUAUUAGCUCCGCAAAAUGUAACCAAAGUGUUUUAUAGUCAAGUGGAGAAUGAAAAAUUGGCGAAUGAUGAUAUCAGCCUGAACGUCAAUGACAAUGAGACAUCAUUGGAUCACGCGAGAGGAAUAAAAGUUGCUUUUGAAGAUGAAGCUGUCAUCACUCCUAUUGGAGAUGUCAGCUGUGAGGGAAUGUGUGCAGAUUACACAGAAGCUGGAAAUUACAGGGAAAUGCAGGGGCUGUCUGAUGAAGAGACCCAACCUAAUCGCAAGAUCCGUUUCAGCACUGCACCAAUUCAGGUGUUCAGCACCUUCUCGAAUGAGGAGUAUGACCGCCGCAACGAGGAUGUGGACCCAGUGGCGGCAUCGGCCGAGUACGAGCUGGAGAAGCGUGUGGAGCGUAUGGAGCUGCUGGAUGUGGAAAUGGAGAAAGGUGACGAGGGGCUGGGGCUGAGCAUCAUCGGCAUGGGCGUGGGGGCCGAUGCGGGCCUCGAAAAGCUGGGCAUAUUCAUCAAGACCAUCACCGAGGGUGGAGCUGCACACAGGGAUGGCAGGAUUCAGGUGAACGACCAGAUCGUGGAGGUGGAUGGGAUCAGCUUGGUCGGUGUUACCCAAACGUUUGCUGCCACUGUGCUCAAAAACACGCAAGGCGUUGUGAGGUUCCGAAUUGGGCGUGAGCGGCCGGGCCAAGAGAGCGAGGUGGCGCGGCUCAUCAGCCAGACGCUGGAGCAGGAGCGGCGGCAGAGGGAGCUCUUGGAGCAGCAGUACGCCCGCUACCACGAUGACGAUGAUGACGACGAUGAUGAUGAGACGGGCGAGUAUGCAACGGACGAGGAAGACGACGGGUCGCACUUGGGACGGCUGCCCAUGGAGGUAUUCGAGCUAGCCGAGGGAGAGGACGGGGACAUGUUCUCCACCACGAACACGGAGGACAGACAGCUUGCACAUAGAUUCCAGGAGCUGAGAAUAAAGCAUGCUGUGACUGAGGCCGAGAUCUUAAAAUUGAAGAAGGAGUUGGUCUUCAGUGAGCAGGAGAGGCAGCGCUGGGGGCUGGAACGGCUCCAGCUGCAGCAGAGCAUGGAGGAGAAUGCUGAGCGCAUGAGCAAGCUGGAGGGAUACUGGCUGGAGGCGCAGACGCUGUGUCAGAGUGUCAACGAGCACCUCAAAGAGAGCCAAGCCCAACACCAGGCCCUGGAGAAGAAAUAUAACAAAGCCAAGAAGUUGAUAAAGGAUUAUCAGCAAAAAGAGUCGGACCUGCUCAAGCGUGAAGAGGCUCAGGCGAAAAAGCUCACUGAGGUGGAACAAGGCUACGUGAAGAAAGUGGAGACACUUCAGAACAGAAUACUAGAGCUGGAGCGGGAGCUGAUGAGGCGCGGCUCCAGCGACUCCGGGCUGUUGCUGCUGGGGCUCGACGGGUCAUCAGGGAGCACGGAGGCCAUGGAGCUGUGUCGUGAGCAUUCCGUGGCAGCGUGGUCCGGGCCCUCCUCCGGAGAAAGCUCAGCAGCAGGACCUGGGGUUGCCGCACCCUUGACAGCACAAGGGGGCAUCACGGCCAGUGGUGAUGAUGCCUCUGAAGGCACUCCUGCGGAGAGCUCCUUGGAGGACAAGCGCAAAAGUGUGAGCGAUGAUCUGGAAGAUGUGUUUGAUUUCUCAGAAGUGAUUCCUGAAACAGAGCGCCUGGACUCGAGCGCGCAGAAGGCGCGCGCACAGCUGGGUGGCUGUGCACGUCGCCAGCGCCCAUCCUGGUCCCACAUCCGCGAUAGCCUGGGCUCUACUGACGGGGAGGACACCUUCGAGUCCACCCAGGGCAGGGAGGAGGAAUGCAGCUCACGGCGAGUGACUUUGAAAUCCACUUCGUCCCUGGGCGGGUCCUCCUCUCCGGGCCCUGUGCGGAGCGAACGAAUCCCGGGCAGGAGCCGCAGUCCAUCCUUGGCCACGUCUUCAUCGCCCUCGUGCUCGCCCCGCACUCCGCCACGUGGACACCGCAUUAGGGACAGGCCAUUGCCAGGGAUGAGCGUGAGGCGAGGGAACAGCCAGUCACCAGACUUGAGCAGCUCCUCCCCAUCUUUAUCAGGCAAUCGCCCUCCUGGCGACAAAGUGAGUGCUGCUCUGCAACGCUCCACCAGGAGAGACAAGAAAGUGGAAGAUGAAUCCAACAAUGUGCUGGCACAAGAUCAGGCUGCUCAGGUGUCGUUUGUGAUCGGAGAGUCAGACGUGGAUGGGAGAGAGGUAACGCUUGGAGCAAGGGUCAUGGAGGGUCACUCUUUCACCACGCCGGAGAGCUCAGUGGAGCCCAGUCCCGUGAAAGCUCGAAACAAGAUAACCCUCUCCUGGCCAUCGUUUUUCAACCGCUCGUUAGAUUUGCCCAACUUGUCGUUUGGGGAUGAGGUGAGUCCAAGCAGCGCGAGUUCUAGCGAGCUCACAGGCUGGGUGGCAGAGCCGCGUUCCACGGGGCGCUCUCACACGCUCGUCUUCUCCUCCAAUGAGAGCUUGGACAUGAUUGAUGAUGAGAUCCUAGAUGAGCAGAGCUCCCCCAGCCGGCGUGGCGGCGGGGGCAGUGCCACCGGGGCCGAGUCUCCAUCGCCGGAGCUGUGGCCCGUGGAGCGCGUCGCUGCCUGGCUCCGGGCUCUUGGCCUGGAGCAGCACGUGCCCGAGUUCACGGCGCGCGGAGUCGACGGGCGGCAGCUGCUGCAGGUCGACAGCUCCAAGCUCAAGGCACUGGGAGUAAACAGCUUCAGCGAGCGAGGGCUCCUCAAGAAGAAGGUGAAGGAGAUGAGGGCCAUGCUGGAGAAGGAACGGAAAGUGCAGGAGAAGCAGCGGCGUCAGCGGGAGAAGGUGCAGCGCAAGGAACUGGAGCAGAGGCGCAGAGCAGGGCAGCAGCAGGGACCCAAGGAAGGGGGAGGCACAGAGACCACGGCCUGAACACAGUAUCUCCUUUACAGUGACCUCAGUCCUGCCUGUUCAUUUCCUAUCGGGUCGCUGAAAGCCAGCGUCUUACUACAUAUGCAUCUAUAAUUGGAGGCUGCUCGAGCAACUAGAGGAAAUACCGCAAAGCUUCCAUGAUUCUUACAGUGUUUAUAUAGGGUUUGAAUGACCCAUUGAUUCUCAGUUUUUUAUUGUCUGGGUUUAUGCAUAGCCUUUUGAAAAAUAUUUGCGGCUAUACAUUUUAAUAAAAUUCAGCAUUUUUGUACAAGGUAUUGGCAUUUGCUCUAAAAUGUUGGCAUCAACAGGGAAGCCAGAUGUACAUUAUGUGGUCCAUUAAUGGAUCAGCUUCAUGUGUCCAGCUGUGCCGAUAUUUGUCUUAUAACCAAAAUCCACCCGCCCCCCCCCCCACCCUGUUCAGACACGCAGUCUGCAUAUUGGGACUAUAGCACAGACCCAGCAUAGUCCAAUGGAGGUCUUUGCCAGGCAAAAUGUGUAUUUAGUGUUUGGGAACAAAAAUAUCUGAGUCAGUGCAUGCUAAUGCUGGAACAAAAGAAAUGUAUGCAGACCUAAAACUGUGGAAACGUUGGUAGCACAAAUGAACAAAGUUAUGUAAAUAAUAUUAUGCAAUUACUUUUAUUGUGCUGUCUUGUAAAUUUGUUUGAAAUAGAGUUUACAUGUGCUUUGCUGUAUCCUUGCACUUAUGAAAUUAGAUUACUGUGAAAAUAUGAGAAUAGGGUUUCUUUACCCUAAAGGAAGGCAGCCCCAUUAUAGACUUCCAGAAAGACAUGAAGGUGGUGACUCCUUCACUUUCUAUAUUGGCCCACUGAAUGCACAUCUGUGAUCCAUAAUACAGUUUUUUUUUGGGUUAGAUUGCGUAAAUAUAUAAAUGUGUCAUUGAAUCCGCCACCACCCGGCACAGCCAAUUAGUUAGGUUUGUCCCGUAAACAGAACAUGACAAUUCGUUACUAGUACAGCACACCGGUGUGUUGGAGAGCAAAGCCACAACAUUUACAAUCUAAGUACGACGUUUCGCCAGUAAUUACAACUACCUUCAUCAGGCGACAGACAGAUUGUAAAUGUGGCUUUGCUGUGCAACACACCGGUGUGCUGUACUAGUAACGAAUUGUCAUGUUCUGUUUACGUGACAAACCUAACUAAUUGGCUGUGCCGGGUGGUGGCGGGUUUAACGACAUAUUUAUAUAUUUACGCAAUCUAACUAAAAAAAAACUAUAUUAUGGAUAUUGGUCACGAAAGCCUACGUGUUAAACGCACAUCUGUGAUUUUGGAGCUUUGAGACGUUGCAACAGUACGUGAUCAAAGGAUUUUCUCGAUACAUUUCCAAGUAUGAGGCAGUCUGCAAUGCACUCUUUUCUUAAUGCUAUAGUCUUGCUACGAAACGAGCUAAUAUAUUUUACAACUAGUCUUUAAAACACCAUUUCAAAGUCACGUUGCAUUUGCUGAAACUGAUGGAACCAGCACAACCGCUGCAGAUUCAUUAUUGUCAUUGCUCUGUAGGCAGUUGAUCCGUCUUGUUUAUUUCUGAUGUCUGUCAUCCCUGAAUUUAAAACAAGGUAUGAAAAUACCAACAUUUCCUAUGAAGGCAUUUAAAUGAAAUUAAAUAUAGAUCCAACAAAAUUAGCACUGGAAAUGUUUGUCUCUGCUAUGUAUGCUUUGGCUGUUUAUUGUAACAGAGUGCUCUGCACAUUUUCCUUCGAAACUUUCCACCUAGCAGGAUACAUGGGGCCAAUGAUGGCCAACCCUGGCCUUACUUUGGGAAAAACUGUAAUCUCGAUUAGUACUGACGUGAUUGAUGAGGAUCAGUCGUUGACAGCAAACCUUGGCACUCCUACCAGUCUCUGUUUACGAAUUCGUUUUUACACCUGUCUCUAAGUUACCAUGAAAAGAAUAUCUAUACCUGAGCAUUGUGAAAUUAUUUUACUACAAGAAACCAGAUUUUUCACUGCGUUAUCUUCAGCCAAUAUGUAUUCAUUGCUGGACGAAGGCCUCACCAAGCCAUUGGCAUCUCACGGUCUGGUGAUGCACAAGAACUGAUUUAAUCAGCCCAUCUCCCUUGUGUAACGUACUUUCGGCCGUGUUACCACCUUUGGCUGCCACUCUGCCAUUAGUCUUGACCACCGGUUAUAUGGGAAUAUACUGGAAAAUUGAUCUUCCUCUGGACGCAUUCGGCAUAUCGAGCACUUUACACAUGUUCACCUCUGUACCUGAAUGCAUGCAAUGAUUGCGUAGCACUAGAAUAUUCUUAAAUAACAAAAUAUUACAAGACGCAUUUUUAUCUAACCCACUCCAGCAAAUGUGUUGUGUUGGAAAUGUAAAAAAACAAAACCCAUGCAUUUUGGGCAGAUUUGAGGAACCAUUUUUUUUCUUGUCAGUUCUGCAAUGGGUAUAAAAUGACAGUGUUUUAAGUAGUAUUACUGAAAAACCUUCAAAUGUCAAGUAUAUAUAAAAUACAGUAUUGCACAUGAUGACUGUGUUGUUCCAAUUAAAUUUAAGUGUACUUUCUGGUUAAACACUUGUGUUUGAAAUUCAGACCUAAUACUGCAUCAGUAUUCCAAAUGAAUCCAACUGUUUGUCACAACUUGUCAUCUCCAUUGUGAAUGUCAGAAAUAUUUAACCGUAAUUUUGGGGGAGUUUUAUUUAUCCCAACUGUGUUGUCGGCGUCAUGUCUGUAACUCUUGCAGAACAGUUACAUCACAUGCAUUCAAAGAAGGCCCAUGGGACAAAAUAUUACAAAAUUACUUCUGAGGUCCCUGUAAAGUGACCUGUUAUUUUGUCUUGUAGCACACUAACGGGCAACACUUUAUAACCCUCUGUGCUAUUGGAUUGCUCACCUCAUGAUAUUCCAGCUGUCAUUUUUAGAGAAUCUAGCCAAAUUAAAUGUAGAAUUAAUAUGAUGUUACGGUGUUAUUCUUCAGUCAGUUGUGACUGGACUAAAAUCUUCAAUCUCUAUACCUAACAAUCCAAUUUAAUUAAGGGCAGUCGCCCAGAUUCGAACCAGGACUUCAUUGGAGCAAGAUUCAUCGCUCAGACCUCUGAGCCACCUGGCUACCUUAGAGAGUGUGAUUUUGGACAACCUAAAGGCAUUUAGGACUGACAAUUUAGCUGGCUGUGGAAAUAUGUAUUAAACAACCACACAUGACAAAUUGGUGCUAGAUAACACAAUAGAUGGUUCUGAUAAAAUCACCUAAAACGCUUAAAAUAAUAGUGAAACACCAAUUCUAAUGAAAACUAAUUUUGCUCGACAACUUUACACUCGGCAUAGCAUGUAAGAAAUACCCCUUUUCAGCUCUGUUUAAUGUUUAACAGGCCCUAAAUAUUACUUUCCCCAAAGCUAUUUGCUUGGGAUUUCAUUAAUUCUUGUCAGUGACAAAACACAUCCGCAUAAGUAAGGAAAGUACAGUGUUUAAAUGUUAGAGGGAUAGAGGGCAUAUUAUAUAUUAAAUUAGAUUUGUGAUGGUCUGUUUUUCAAGCCUCCAGAUGGAAAAUGUGCUUAUCUGCAGUCUCAGCCAGAUUGCUCACAUGGAAAACAUCGAAACGUGAAUGUCGCUUGGCAGUACACUUUACCAAACAAACUAUGGAUAUUACCAAGUCUCAUGUCCCGCCACCCUUUUGUUUAAAGACCAGCACUACAUCUUGGUUCUUUCGGUAAAGUCACGUGACUUUACCGAAAGAACCAAGAAGAUGAAUCCCUGCAGUCACGAAAACUUUAAAUCGAAAUUUGACCAGCACUACACUACAUAGUUCUCGUUUAAAUAUUUAUGGUGUCACUUGCGCUUGUCAUUCUCAAAACAGAACGUCAAAACUGACUUUCUGUCACAGGCUCCAAUCUACAGCUUUAAAUUAUUGUUUGCAGUCAGAUCCAUCAAAUAUAUCCCAGUAGCUUCCCUCGAGUAACGCUCACAUUGGCAAACAGCAGCUCGGGUGCUUCACCUCCGAUGAGCACGGUUGGCUACGUACGGUGCGAACGAAGUUCAACAAACAUACAUAGUCAAUUGGCAAUUUGUUAAAAGUGCAUUAGAGUGCUGAAUUGGGUUUAUAGAUGAUAUCGAUAAAGGGAUAGUGGUGGCACAGCGGUGGCACUGAACCUAGCAACCUCGGCUGCACAGCGGUCAUCAAUGGUGAUCUUGGACGCCCUCUUCCCCAAUCCGUAGUGAUGAGUGUGAGGAAGUAUGCCCAAACAAGCCCUACCACCAACAGGGCUUUGGAAGGCCUCCAUCCGGCAGUGGAUUUACAAAGGGCUCACAUUAUUAUCAUUAUCCUUGAUAAGGCCACUGAACGGAUCUCAUCAAUGAUUGCCAAUGGAAUGAGGAUACACCCCCGUUGUGAUAUCUAAUGACACUGACAAGCAUUGCACGCUUGUCAUACGAUCUGCAAAACACUGUAAUUAAAGCCCAUUCAUGAGGCGAGUGAGAGGAGACAUGACAUUAACCACACGCAUGUUUGUGUGCUCGCACGCAUUUCAACAUUUACACAAAUGAGCAAUUGUGCAUUACUACUGUCAUGUUUCCUCGCUGUAAAUGUAUACUCCUUACAAUAAAUACGGGGUCAGGCAG
Lethenteron reissneri (Far Eastern brook lamprey) is the source of this 9635-nucleotide messenger RNA. RefSeq names its product neurabin-1-like. The record is from RefSeq and is a predicted model, not a curated record. Gene Ontology annotation, biological process: neuron projection development; actin filament organization; calcium-mediated signaling. Lineage: Eukaryota; Metazoa; Chordata; Hyperoartia; Petromyzontiformes; Petromyzontidae. Gene Ontology annotation, molecular function: actin filament binding. Gene Ontology annotation, cellular component: cytoplasm; actin cytoskeleton; postsynaptic density.